AUGUCUCCUAUAAAUUGCACCCACGUGACAGAAUUUGUUCUUGUGGGCCUCACAGAUCUUCGGGAAUUGAAAAUGCCCCUCUUUGUGGUAUUCUUAUCUGUCUACUUUUUCACAAUAUUAGGAAACCUGGGUUUGAUCCUGGUUAUUAGAACAGAUGUGAAACUCAACACACCAAUGUACUUCUUCCUUAGCAACCUGGCUUUCGUUGAUUUCUGUUACUCUUCUGUCAUCACACCCAAAAUGCUUGGGAAUUUUUUGUACAAACAAGCUACUAUCUCCUUCAGUGCAUGUGCUGCUCAGUUAGGCUGCUUUCUCACCUUCAUGGUGUCAGAAUGCUUAUUACUGGCUUCCAUGGCCUAUGAUAGGUAUGUAGCCAUUUGUAACCCUCUGUUGUAUAUGGUCACAAUGUCCCCGAGAAUAUGCACUCAGCUUGUAGCUGUACCCUACAGCUACAGCUUCCUGAUGGCGCUGUUUCACACCAUCCUCACUUUCCGCCUCUCCUAUUGCCACUCCAAUAUCGUCAAUCACUUCUAUUGUGAUGACAUGCCUCUCCUCAGGCUUACUGACUCAGACACACACUCUAAACAGUUCUGGAUCUUUGCCUGUGCUGGUAUCACAUUCGUUUCCUCUGUUCUGAUUGUCUUUGUCUCCUACAUGUUCAUUAUUUCUGCCAUCCUGAGGAUGCGCUCAGCUGAGGGAAGACUCAAAGCCUUCUCCACGUGUAGCUCCCACAUGCUGGUGGUCACCAUAUUCUACGGGACACUGAUCUUUAUGUACUUACAACCAAGCUCAAACCAUUCCCUGGACACAGAUAAGAUGGCCUCAGUCUUCUACACAGUGAUCAUUCCCAUGUUGAACCCCAUGAUCUACAGCCUGCGGAACAAGGAUGUAAAAGAUGCCUUGAAAAAAGUCAUCAUCAAUAGAAACCAGGCUUGUGUGUUUGCAAAAUUAAGAAAAUGA
Cynocephalus volans (Philippine flying lemur) is the source of this 960-nucleotide messenger RNA. Its product is annotated as olfactory receptor 8U9-like. NCBI's taxonomy places the organism in Eukaryota, Metazoa, Chordata, Mammalia, Dermoptera, Cynocephalidae. Gene Ontology annotation, cellular component: membrane. Gene Ontology annotation, molecular function: G protein-coupled receptor activity; olfactory receptor activity; odorant binding. The coding region runs from base 1 to 960 and encodes 319 amino acids. Gene Ontology annotation, biological process: sensory perception of smell; G protein-coupled receptor signaling pathway. The transcript has a single exon. The record is from RefSeq and is a predicted model, not a curated record.